This is a messenger RNA of Radiomyces spectabilis, 1386 nucleotides long. RefSeq lists its product as uncharacterized. Lineage: Eukaryota; Fungi; Mucoromycota; Mucoromycetes; Mucorales; Radiomycetaceae. The coding region runs from base 91 to 1239 and encodes 382 amino acids. The record is from RefSeq and is a predicted model, not a curated record. The transcript is spliced from 4 exons.
GCUCUAUCUCUCGUACGUAGCUCCUUCUUCUCUUUUUCUUUUCUUUUGCCGGUUGUUCGUCAAAAAAAAACUUAUACAAUAGACUUUCUCAUGGAUCCAUCGGAUCGAAUCCAUCUUGGUACGCUAGUGGCAAAACUACGGUCAGAUAAUGACAGACGCCGAUAUACCCGACUACUUGCUAUUUCACAAGAUGUACAAUCACGUAUCAGGGAGCUGCAGCGCAGUCAACACCAACAAUGGACAGCGUAUGAUGAUGAGGAUGAUAGUUGGAUCGAAUUGUAUUUUCCUUUGAACAGUGACACGGGAACCGCUGCUGACACCUACCAGCCAAAACUACGUCCGCGUAUCCGUCUCGCUGAGCGAUCACACAGCUUGCGAAGAGACAUAGAUCAGUUAUCAAAGCAAUACUCUACCCAUUUUGUAUUUUCACGAACCAUGCUGAUACCCGCUCCAACUUUGCACCCAUCGAUAUCAACGCAGCACACUGCUUGCUUUGAGGAUAUCGAACGAUCUUGUAGUCCUGGCUUACCAUGCAAUUCUCUUUCAACGUCACCUUCAAUGCGCAGCGAGGUGUCGACCGACUGUGACUCGUUAUUCAGUGCCGUCGAAGGAGCUUACUUGUCGGAUAUUUCCGCAAACAGUAGUUUUAUUCCUCCCACUGACUCUUCCCUAUUUCCCUCCUUGACUGUAAAGAUAUCUGGCAAGCAAGCAACGGAUCGAUCCUUCCAUCACCAACCACUUACUCCUCCUUACACUCCACCUGAUUCACCACGAGACUCGUUACCUUGUUCAAUCACACACAUACAAAAGAAAAUACAGGGUUUGAGAGGAUUAUUGACGCGAAGUUUUAUGCUGAACAACAUCCUCGUUUAUCCCCACAUCAAUAUGGCCCCUUUAGAACCCAGCAAUUACCAAUUUCAGAAAGCCAUGGAUGUGUCAACCCACCAGCCAAAAGCGGUGCUGAAGCUGGCUCUCAGCAAAACCAUUCCGUUGGCUGAAGAAGAGCAUUUGAGCUGCUAUGGAUUCACUUUCUCCACACCAAAACAAAAAUCGUCAUCCUCAGAAGACUAUGUAGCCUCCCUUUCGCUGAUACCGAAUUCGCUGGUCAACAUGGCAUUGCUCAGUUGGACAAAACACAUGGGUGACAGACUUCCACCCUUAUCUGAUGUCUCCCAUAUCUUUCGAUUGGGUAUCAAAAUUUAUCUUGUUUAUAACGAUUCAGGCUUCCGCAUGACAUAAUAUGCCUAUAGUUUCGCAGCCCCGCUUUGAAGAUCCAUGUUGACCAAUGCUUCGAGCUGUUGGAUGGCUUCCGCCGAUUUCCCGAGUUUGACCUCUAUAUUGUAUCAUAAUUUGUAUCAAUAUUAUGCAUCUCUUUUGCUGGUUCUU